GGUGGCCAUGUAACGCGGCGCGGAAAGUUGGCGCUCGGAGCACCAUGAAGCAGCGCCGCUCGUAGCGGGGCCCCGUUCGSAGCGGAGCGGCGUCCGGCGCGCAGCCCUGCAGGGAUGGAGUCGGUGAAACAAAGGAUUUUGACCCCCGGCAAGGAGGGGCUGAGGAAUUUUGCUGGGAAAUCGCUCGGCCAACUCUACAGGGUCUUGGAGAAGAGGCAGAAGGCCGGGGACACCAUCGAGCUCACGGAGGAUGGCAAGCCCGUGGAGGUGGCCCCCAAGAAGGCGCCGCUGUGCGACUGCACGUGCUUCGGGCUGCCGCGCCGCUACAUCAUCGCCAUCAUGAGCGGCCUCGGCUUCUGCAUCUCCUUCGGCAUCCGCUGCAACCUGGGGGUGGCCAUCGUGGACAUGGUCAACAACAGCACCAUCCACCGCGGCGGCAAGGUCAUCAAGGAGAAAGCGAAGUUCAACUGGGACCCCGAAACGGUCGGCAUGAUCCACGGCUCCUUCUUCUGGGGCUACAUCAUCACGCAGAUCCCCGGCGGCUACAUCUCGUCGCGGCUGGCGGCCAACAGAGUGUUUGGUGCUGCUAUACUGCUGACGUCCUCYCUCAAUAUGUUGAUACCAUCUGCGGCCAGGGUGCACUACGGAUGCGUCAUCUUCGUGAGGAUCUUGCAGGGCCUCGUAGAGGGGGUCACCUACCCUGCCUGCCACGGCAUCUGGAGCAAGUGGGCCCCUCCGCUGGAGAGGAGCAGGUUGGCGACCACCUCCUUUUGCGGUUCCUACGCGGGCGCCGUCAUCGCCAUGCCGCUGGCAGGGAUCCUGGUGCAGUACACGGGCUGGUCGUCGGUCUUCUACGUGUACGGGAGCUUCGGGAUAGUCUGGUACAUGUUCUGGCUUUUGGUCUCCUACGAGAGCCCCGCGUCGCAUCCUACCAUCACAGACGAAGAAAGGAGAUAUAUAGAAGAAAGCAUUGGAGAGAGUGCCAACCUCCUAGGUGCAAUGGAGAAAUACAAGACUCCAUGGAGGAAAUUUUUUACAUCUAUGCCAGUCUAUGCAAUAAUUGUUGCAAACUUCUGUCGGAGCUGGACUUUUUACCUGUUACUCAUCAGCCAGCCGGCGUACUUUGAGGAAGUGUUCGGGUUUGAAAUCAGCAAGGUGGGUAUCUUAUCUGCUGUGCCACAUUUAGUGAUGACAAUUAUUGUGCCUAUCGGGGGACAAAUUGCUGACUUUUUAAGAAGCAAACAGAUUCUUUCCACCACUACCGUGAGGAAGAUCAUGAACUGUGGAGGUUUUGGUAUGGAAGCAACUCUCCUUCUGGURGUGGGAUAUUCUCAUAGUAAAGGAGUGGCUAUUUCAUUCUUAGUGCUUGCUGUAGGCUUUAGUGGAUUCGCCAUAUCUGGAUUCAAUGUCAACCACUUAGACAUUGCCCCAAGGUACGCCAGCAUCUUAAUGGGGAUUUCUAAUGGAGUCGGGACCUUGUCUGGAAUGGUUUGCCCUAUAAUUGUUGGAGCAAUGACAAAGAACAAGACCCGUGAAGAGUGGCAGUACGUCUUCCUCAUUGCUGCUUUGGUUCAUUACGGAGGCGUGAUCUUCUACGGGAUAUUUGCUUCGGGAGAGAAGCAGCCCUGGGCAGACCCCGAGCAGACGAGCGAGGAGAAAUGUGGCUUCAUUCACGAGGAUGAACUCGAUGAAGAGACAGGGGACAUUACUCAGAAUUACGUUAAUUAUGGCACGGCCAAGUCCUACGGUGCUACAACCCAGGUCAACGGCGGCUGGCCUAACGGCUGGGAGAAGAAAGAGGAAUUUGUACAAGAGGAAGUACGAGACUCAUACAACUACAAGGAAGGAGAUUACUCCUAACAGACCUAAAUAUUGGGUAUCUUUUGUAGUGUUUGUGAUUAAAUUCAUUGUGGUUGUUUGCACACAGGAAUAAAAUGUGGUAUAAACAUGUAAACACAUAUCAGACAGGAAGGUCUUACUGUAAAAAARACAAAAUCCAUUCAAGUGCAAUCUGUAUGAGUUGUGACAUGUCAUCACAUUCAUUAGGUUAUAUUUGUUCUAUAAACAUUAGAGUUUUAAGGGUUUACUGGUCAAAACUAUAGAGGCAACUAGAUACUUACAGUAUAUAUGAGCUCAAACUCAUAACUAAGGAUUAAAGCACAACUAAGCAACUAAGUUGGCACAUCUAAUACUCUUUUUAGAAAGCCAAAUUACUUGAUCAUUGAAAAUGAAUGCACUUAUAUAUUUGUUACACUGUAUUGAAAGAGAUUGUGUUAAAUACACAUGUUUACUCAGUGCAAUGUAGGAAUUGUGUGUUUGGCCUCCGACGAGAGCUUUCUUAAAGCAGAAAGGUUGAGUCCUAGGCACUUAGGAGGGACUGAUCCAACUGCCUUAGCGGCGAUUGGAUCGAGCCUAAAAGAACAAAUAGGACAUAUUGUAUGUUUAUCGUGAUUACAUGCUGCAGGCUACUCUGUGAUGAAUAAAAGAAUUAUUUAGAAGUUUUAUAUUGAAUGUUUGGGCACAAACUCUUAUUUCUAUUCCUUACAGGAUCUUAUGAAAUCUAGGCAUUAUCAUGUUCUUCCCUGCGUUAACCAAGUAGUAUAAAAACAAUAUGUAAUGUUAAGUCUGACUUUUCACGCAGACUGUCAAAUCCCUUUGCCAAGAAAAAAGCUUUAUUCUUUUCUUUGCAGAAUAGUCCAGCUUUGUACUGGUAUCUUUAGAAAGAAAGAAAAAAUAUAACCUAGAAAAAGAUAUAGUCUUAUAGAAAAUUCCAAAGAAAAAAAGUUUACUACGAGCACAUAGCCCUAAGAAAAGGAUGUAUUUGUUUURCAGAAUAUUUUGAAGCCAAUAGACAGAGGAAUUUAACCCUUAUUCUUCCCUUAAUAGCGUUCAUAUUUUUACACAUUGUGCCACAGUUGUAUACAUAGAUAUAAGUUUAUUGAAGAGACUGUAAUUAUAGAAAACGUUGAUAUUUUAGAAAUCCCUGAAAUAAAUUUAUUUGUCUUUGGGAUUAAACCUAAUACUAAUGGACACUGAAUAUGAAUAACAUAGAAAUUCACAAUAAACCAAAGUGGCAAAAAACUAGUGUUGGGUUGAAAGAAGCCAACAAGCAUCGCGCUUGUCUUGUCAGCAGAACUCAACAGUGACUGCAACAUUAGUGUACCAAGCAAUAAGUGCAAUGCAUUAUGAAGUGCAUAACCUUCUAGUCUAUAUAUUAACCUUCAUUUAGCUUGUUGUAUAUACUUGGGGUUGCUGGGAUUAAGCCAAGCCAAACUGAAGUUAGCAACGCCAGACCACUUCUUAAUACUCUAAAACGAUGACAACAACAAUCCAUUUCUUAAUUCAAUCAAAUGAUUAUUAUUGUAUGUAAUAAUCCAUCCUGGAUUCUUGGUCUGUUCAUUG
Molecule: messenger RNA, 3402 nt
Organism: Nothoprocta perdicaria
Lineage: Eukaryota; Metazoa; Chordata; Aves; Tinamiformes; Tinamidae
Gene: SLC17A6
Product: solute carrier family 17 member 6
Exons: 12
Coding region: 115-1860 (581 amino acids)
Biological process (GO): neurotransmitter loading into synaptic vesicle; regulation of synapse structure or activity; monoatomic anion transport
Cellular component (GO): synaptic vesicle membrane; excitatory synapse
Molecular function (GO): neurotransmitter transmembrane transporter activity; L-glutamate transmembrane transporter activity
Source: RefSeq, a predicted model, not a curated record